Molecule: messenger RNA, 1113 nt
Organism: Vigna radiata var. radiata (mung bean)
Lineage: Eukaryota; Viridiplantae; Streptophyta; Magnoliopsida; Fabales; Fabaceae
Exons: 1
Coding region: 1-1113 (370 amino acids)
Molecular function (GO): nucleic acid binding; zinc ion binding
Source: RefSeq, a predicted model, not a curated record
AUGAGGGUGGAGGAAUUGCAGAAUUCCUUAGAAGCGUUUGAGCAGAGAUUAGUUGAAAGAAGGAAUGCUGAAAAAGCUUCUCAAGGCGUGAGUCAAGCUUUACAAGCAAGAAAUGAUUACAAACCCAGAGGUCGUGGCAGAGGAAGAGGACGUGCUCGGGGAGGUCGAGCUGGUGGCAGAAAUUCGAGUGGUGCCGACCAAAAUGAUGAAGAUGAAAACAGUGAAAACAAGAAUGGCGGCAAGAGAGGCGGAAAGUAUUCAAGAGGAAGAGGAAGAAGCAAGGUUGACAAAAGAAACAUUCAAUGUUUCACAUGCAGUAAGUUCGGACACUAUGCAUCCGAAUGCUGGCACAACGAAGAAGCGAUGAAAAACAAAGGAAAAGAGGAAGCUAAUCUUGCGCAAGAAGCUGACAAUUCCGAUUCAGAUCACGUGCUAUUGAUGAGUGCUAUCGAUUCAGAUAAAGAAACGCAGCAGUGGAGUCUAGCACAGGAAAAUUGUUUGAACGUGUGCAAGGUGGUAGCAUGCAAUGGAGGCAAGUGUCAAGAAAAGAAGGCAAACAGAACACCCAACGAAGAGAGGUGUCAGGAAGAGGAUGUACACGUGUCGAUGGCACAUGAAACGCGUCAUGCAGAAGAUGAGACUUGUUGGUAUUUAGAUACUGCAUGUUCAAAUCACAUGACGGGGAGGAAAGAAUGGUUGUUAGAUCUUGAUCCAAAAAUCAGAAGUAAUGUGCGAUUUGCUGAUGAUAGCGUUAUCAUGGCUGAAGGGGCUGACAAGAUCUUGAUCAAACGCAAGGAUGGGAGAUCUGCAUAUAUGAACAAUGUGUUAUACGUCCCAAAUAUGAAGAGUAAUUUGUUGAGCUUGGGACAACUUCUUGAAAAAGGAUAUACGAUGAAGAUGCAUCAAAAGCACAUGGAGGUGUUUGACGAAAGGCAACAACUCAUUCUCAAAGCCCCGCUUGCCAAGAACAGAACGUUUAAGGUAAAACUAGAUGUUGUUGUUGUACAAUGUUUGGCUGCAAUUGAUACGAAAGAGGAAGCUUGGUUGUGGCACUGCCGUUUCGGUCAUCUGAACUUUCGAAGUCAGAGCUUGCUAAAAUCCAAGAAUUUAUGA